AUGUUUAAAAAACCUUUAGCCAAUUUAAAAUCAUUCAGCCCUUUAAGAUCUUCUGAUCGUCGACGUUUUCAAAAUGAGGCAUACAAUGCUUACCCUUCUCUAAAAGAGAUCUGUACCAGUGAUGAAGAAGGCGCGCCUCAUCAUUUAAUGCCUGAUGAUCUUCAAGCAGCCAAAUUUGUUUCUCAUGUAGGUACACCUGGUAUUGUCUACAAAUCUGAGAAACAAGCUUUAUGGAUCUCGAUAGAAAAACUACCCCCUAUUCCAACUGUCUAUACUAUGUGGCAGUAUCCUAAUAUGCUACCAAAACUUUAUACAUGGUCACCUGUGAUUCAUAAACUAAUGGAGGGAGCAGUUCUUGGUUCAGAAGGCGCUUUACCUACUUUAAAUACAGGCGACCUAGUUGCUAUUACUAUUAAAGGCUAUUCUACUCCACUUGCUAUUGGCACUAUGGCAUUACCAACAUCAGAUAUCAAAAUUAGAUCAGGAAUGAAAGGAAAGGCAGUCCAUAUUAUUCAUGUUUAUCAAGAUUAUUUAUGGGCUAUGGGUGAUAAGUCAGAUCCACUUGAAUUUGAACAUAUUUCAAACUAUGAUGAAGAAGAAGAUGAUGAUGAUGAUGAAGAAGAAGAUGAUGAUGAUGAUGAAGAAGAAGAAAAAGUGGAAACAAAAGCGAAAGUAAAAGCAAUUCAUGAUGAAAAAAUUGAUGAAUGGCUUAAAAAGUCAUUAUAUCAAGCCUUGAUAUAUAAAAUUAAAGCAGAGAAUAUUUCAACUAUUUUGCCUAUAUCUGCUUCAUCUUUCUAUUCAGCCUAUAUUAUGCCUUGUAGACCGGCGGAUAUAGGAACUGAAGUGGACAUUAAGAAAUCCAGUUGGAAGAAAUUACAAAAAUUCUUAAAAACAAUGGAAAAAUCAGGAUUAUUAAAAACAAAAGAACAACGAGGUGAAACGAUGAUAAUCUCAGUUAACUAUUCACAUCCAAAUCUACAAGAAGUGAAUAAAUAUAAAACAAUGGAAAUACCUACCACUACUGUUAACAAUAGUAAAAAGGAAUCAACAACACAGCAAAGACAACAAAAAGAUGAAAUACAACAAGCUGAUAUACAAGAAUUAUUUAAACCAUUAGGAGAUCAUAUAAUUCAAUUCUUUAAAGAAGCAAAACAUGAAAAGGAUAAAAUGUAUACAAUUCCUGAAAUUCGAAAUGUUUUAUCCGAUUAUAUAAAGUUACAUCAAUUAGCAGAUCCCAAGAAUCAAAAGAUGAUUAUGAUUGAUCCUAUUUUAUGUGAUGCAAUUUUAGCUAAAGAUGAAUAUAACACAAUACAAAAAUUAGGUCGUGAUCAAAUACUUCAUAGAAUUUGUCAAAAAAUGCAACCAUUUCAUUUAAUGACUUUACCUGGAAAGGAACCUGUUUUACGUAAAGGAUAUCCUAAGCCAAUUGAGAUCACACAAGAGAUAAGACAAGGAAGAAAGACGAUCACGAAAAUAACUGGAGUAGAAGGCUUUGGAUUAGAUAUUGAAGAAUUAGCAAAGGAAUUAACUCGCUUGUGUGCAAGUAGUGCUACAUAUAAUCCUAUUCAGGGCGUUAGUCCAAAAAAUCCAUUAUUUGAAAUCAUGGUUCAAGGUCCUCAAAUCAAGAAUGUUACUGAAUUAAUGAUUAGUAAAGGUGUACCUAGGAGAUUUAUUGAUACAUUUGAUAAAACGUCCAAAAAAGGAAGGAGAUAA
Messenger RNA from Cokeromyces recurvatus, 1713 nucleotides. RefSeq lists its product as uncharacterized. Lineage: Eukaryota; Fungi; Mucoromycota; Mucoromycetes; Mucorales; Mucoraceae. Bases 1 to 1713 code for a protein of 570 amino acids. The record is from RefSeq and is a predicted model, not a curated record. Gene Ontology annotation, biological process: formation of translation preinitiation complex; translational initiation. Gene Ontology annotation, molecular function: translation initiation factor activity. The transcript has 8 exons.